AUGGCUAAUUUAACAUUGAGAUACCUGGAUGAGCUCUCCUAUGUGCUGAACAGACGCCAUCUUGCGAGCCAAGCAAAGGCAUCGUCUGUUGGCGAUCUUUUGAACGCUGAAGAAGAGAGAUUUGCACCGCAAACAGUGAAAGGUGGUAAGCCAGAGACAAUGCCGGGUGCUCGACCUUUUCAUUUAGUUCUGCGCUAUUGUAAUAACUGCGCUUGUUUCCGC
This is a messenger RNA of Brenthis ino (lesser marbled fritillary), 222 nucleotides long. Lineage: Eukaryota; Metazoa; Arthropoda; Insecta; Lepidoptera; Nymphalidae. The record is from the annotation of a GenBank genome assembly.